Messenger RNA from Penicillium subrubescens, 651 nucleotides. RefSeq names its product sugar O-acetyltransferase. The coding region runs from base 1 to 651 and encodes 216 amino acids. The transcript has 3 exons. Lineage: Eukaryota; Fungi; Ascomycota; Eurotiomycetes; Eurotiales; Aspergillaceae. Gene Ontology annotation, molecular function: acetyltransferase activity. The record is from RefSeq and is a predicted model, not a curated record.
AUGGCGCAAUCAAAGGAGUGGCAAAAGAUGCUGCGGGGUGAGCUCUAUUGGGCCUGGGAUGAGGAUCUUCAAGCAAAUCGGACACGAUGCAAGCAGGCCUGUGAGGCAUUCAAUGCUGCUGGCUCAGCGACAAGACGUCGCAAAGUAGAGCUAUGGCGGAAUAUCGUUGGAGACACACGACCCUUGCCGCCAGUGAACCCAGAUCCAGAAGAAGAUGAAAAUCUCUUUGAAGAAACGGACCCAUUCAUCGAUGGACCCAUCUCAGUCGAUCACGGCCUGAACUUCAAGGUCGGCAAGGGGACAUUUCUGAAUUUCAAUCUGCUCGUCCUUGAUACAUGUCUCAUCACCAUCGGGGAGAAUGUAUUGUUUGGGCCCAACGUGUGUCUGUAUGGGGCGAUUCAUCCCUUGGAUCCUGCUGUGCGGCGUGGCUUAAAGGGCCCAGAGGCUGGAAAGGAGAUCCACAUCGAGGACGAUGUCUGGAUUGGUGGCAGCGUGCAGAUUCUCGCUGGUGUGAGGGUUGGUAGAGGCAGUACUGUUGGAGCGGGAUCGGUUGUCACGAAGGAUGUUCCCCCUUUUCACUUUGUUGCUGGUAAUCCAGCCAGAGUUAUUCGAAAAAUUGAUUCCGAGAUGGAUCCGGAGCGGCAAUCAUGA